Messenger RNA from Fomitiporia mediterranea MF3/22, 1239 nucleotides. RefSeq lists its product as uncharacterized. The record is from RefSeq and is a predicted model, not a curated record. NCBI's taxonomy places the organism in Eukaryota, Fungi, Basidiomycota, Agaricomycetes, Hymenochaetales, Hymenochaetaceae. Bases 77 to 1036 code for a protein of 319 amino acids. The transcript has 3 exons.
GAGCGAUUGCGCGCCUCCUGGUCCGAGUAUUCCCCAUCUGUCGUAACAAAUUUCGUAACGGAUCUGGAGGCACAUUAUGCGCUUUUCCUUGUGGCCGCGCGCUUCCAAAGAUAGGAAGCGCUACCGAAGGAAAGGAGGGGGUGGAGGCGGACGCGGUGGAAGCAGCGGUGGAGAAAGUAGCGGCGGGAGUCGUGGAGGGAGCAGCGGCGGGUCAUCUUCAGGUGCUUCAAGUGGGACGCGGUCAUCUGUUCCUCUUGGAGCUGGGUCGAGUACGGGCGGAAGGACGUCCGCGACGACGUAUGGAAACGGAGGAGGGAGUGUGCGUACGAUUCCGAGCGGUCAGUUGUUUGCGGGUAGGAGUCAAGGUGGAGGGACGAGAGGGCAAGUUUUCGGGACGCAGACGUACGGGAGUGGGUACCCGGGCGUCGCUUCGAGAGGUGUAAACAACCUUGGAUUCCCGUUUUACUUCUGGCCUGUCGUGUGGGGUUCGGCUGGAGCUGGUAGUGUUGCAUAUCUGCAUGAUUCCGAGUAUGGCGAUCCAAACAACAGCUCAAGACCAGGCGGACCACUCAACACCAUCGCCUACUCUUCCUCUACAGGAAACACAACUGUACACAUAAUGGCAGAUAAUUCAACAAGCAUCGCCCUUCGCACCGCAAUCGCAUCCAACUGCUCCACAGUCCUAGCCUCAAACAGCACUGGAUCUCAACCUGAACUCGCGUUCGACCAAACGAAUUCAUCCAUGCCGAAACCUGAACAAGCCAUCCAGUAUUAUCGAGCGAGUAGUGUCGUUCUUACCCUGGAUGGGUACAAUGAUACGACGGCGCUCAACGGAUCGGCGGGGGCGAAUGAUUUGCAUACGCCGUUACCUUCGUGGGUGAACACGACUUUCUUGAGUUGUGUGAAUGAGACGAUUGGUGCGGCUGCUCCGCUUGUUGAUGGGGACGUCACGACGUACGGAUCGGUUUCGGUGUACAAUAUGGGAGUGUUGGGACUUGCAUGGUUGGUGAUGAUUCUGUUUCAACAAGUCUUGUGAGACCUGUGCAGGUUCCUGGUCUCCAUAACUUGUGCUACUCGUCCAGAAAGGGGACGUUAACUUUCGGCUGUUCUUCAAGUUCGCCUUACUCGUAUACCCUAUAAACGAUUCCUUUUCGUUCCUUCUUUCUUUAUAGUGUAAUUCACGCCUGGGUUUUUACUUUGUUCUUUAUGUACUGUGAUCCUUCAUAGGUGCAUGUAAUG